This is a messenger RNA of Adineta steineri, 645 nucleotides long. Lineage: Eukaryota; Metazoa; Rotifera; Eurotatoria; Adinetida; Adinetidae. The record is from the annotation of a GenBank genome assembly.
AUGGGAACGAAAAUAUCAAGACAACAUCAUCGAACAGCUCUUGCACGUGAUAAUAUUCCCCCGACUGCUAAAAUAUCUUUAGAACAAGAAAAGUUACAUAAUCAUUUAGCAACAAAAAAACAUUGUCAUGAUCCAAAUAUUCAAAAAGAAGCACUUAAAUAUAAGAAAAAAAAUAAGACAUCAUCAUCGCAAAAUUCAAGCAGGGUUCAUUCAGAUUCGACAGCAAGUUUCGAUCAUAUAUCUUCUUCAAAAUUGAAAAGAAAGAAAAUUCCAUAUAAUUCUCAACUUGAUUUUAUUGAUUCAAAAGAUUUAAAAUAUGUUCGUGAAAUUGGUAAGGGUACUUUUGGUACUGUGCAUCGUGCUUUAUACAAAGGCACUUAUGAUGUUGCAUUAAAAACAUUAAAUAUUCAAGAUGAAAAUCCUAAUAGAAGUUCUAUAUAUGAUGAUGAUGAUGAUGAAUAUAUGUACGUAAUACGUCAACAAGCAAGUGUAAUGAUACGCUUAAGACAUGCAAAUCUUUUACGUAUAAUUGGUGUAACAUUUUUUGAAAGCCAACAAUCAAGUUGGAUAACAGAUUUUAUGAGAAAUGGUUCAUUAUUAGAUUAUUUUAAAAUCAAAUUUAUAUUAUGUAUCAAAAAAACUUAA